UGCUUCUUUACAGUAGCAAACCCUAUAGUCUGCAAUAUUACAUUGACAUCCAACAGAGACACUGCAAAUUAGAGAUAUGGUCCACCUAUUGCCAUUGAUUCUUUUUGCUGUCUUGCAAUCAUGCAUAGUUUCUUGCCAGCUGUACCCAGUGCUAGCCCCGAAAAGCACCAAAGCGUCUCCAUCCCCGCACCAGGCCGACAGCACCAGGCAGCAUUGGAGUUGCCUGCGCUAGCGUGGCAACACCACUCAGCGUAUAACCAUAGCGCCAUACAACAGCGCUGAUAUAAAGGCCGUCAAUACCUCGCCAUUCAUCUCUGUACAGACUCAUCUGCGUUCGCUUCAAGAGCGCUCAUCGCCUAUGCCCACACCCAAACAUGGCGCACGAUACUUCGAGCAAUCCCUCAACACCAAAAAAUGAAUAUCCUGGGCUUGGACGUCCAUUGAGAGUGUUAGAUAAUACUCGAUUCCCUUUUUAUCCCAUAGGCGCCCACGUCGACUGUACCGGGACUCAGUCUGAACUCGUGCCUGUGCGAGAGCUUGCCAUGUUGGAUGUCAUGGAAAAGCUGACUGACAAAGAAAAUUGGCAUCGGAAAGUUUUUGACGAAGAUGUUGUAGCAAAAUGGCGCAAAGAAGCCCUAGCAGUCCCGGACACUGACUUCUGGAGCUUGGCGACCUGCGCGAAGUCACAGAUGUGGCCCAGUGACGAUGGGCCACCCGUCUUUGACAACCAGAGUCACCUCGAAUGCGAAUUAACAAACAUCAUGGACGAGACUACUUUCCAGAGUUGUAUUGAAGAACUUCGCAGCAAAGCAAAAUACUUUGAGCUAACCGGAAUCAUCCCUACACUCGACGCAUCAGCUUCAAUUGCCAAGUCCGAUGUCAUUGUGCCUGCCGACCUCCACGAAGAUCUACGCAUUGCAUUUGACAAACUCAAAACUGAUUGUGCAUCUUCCCCGGACUGGCAUCCUAACUCUUCCGAUAUGGUACAGGACUUGGUACAUCCUUCCAUGUAUCCGCUUGUUUACGGCCGAAGCCGCGGAUUUCAAGCAGAGAAAGUCGGUGUGACUGACGCCAUCAGGCGUUGGGCUGGUAAGGGAGACCUCAUUCCCAAACUAGAAUCCGAAUCUCUCGAAACAGUUCUCGCGAACCAGCCGCUCUUCCCACAUCACAAUUUUUCUAGUGAUCAUGAUAUUCCGCCAGAAUACUGGUCGGAUACAUAUCAGUGGCUACCAGCCAACGUGGCCUUUGGGGAAGGUGGCAAAGUCAAGUUUACUAGCUAUAUCAAUAACCUUCACCCUAUUAAAUACCCUGACAUCUAUCGUACAAUCGAGAAAUUGAUAGAGACAUCAAUCCCUAUGUGGGAUCAAUGUCUACGGAUGGCGACUGGCUAUAAUGAAUAUCAGGGUGCUGGUCGCCUUGGACUACGGGCUGAUAAGCCGGAGAAUGCCAGUGAUGAGGAAUUGCGUCUUUGGAUUCCCGAUAACAUUGAGGCUUGUGCUGAUGCAGAUGUCGACAUGAGUGAACUCGAGGAAAGAGGCUAUGACGAAGAAUUCUACGCCAAUAAUGAAGAACGGCGCCAAAAGGACUACAUGCAAUACAAGUGGGAGAAGCUCCGAAAACCAAAGAUACCGGCAAUUCCCUUCAAAGACGUUGACUAUGCGCCGAAAUCUGGUCAACGUCUGGCCGAAAGGUUCGCUGCUUCUGGAUUGCAGGUUAUCGUCAAGAUGGCCUCAAUUGAACUGACACCAGAAAAGCCGGAGUUUCCAGUUGGCGGAUGGCACGUUGAGGGACAGAUGAACGAAAAGAUAUGCGCCACUGCCUUGUAUUACUUGGACAGUGACAAUAUAACCGACGACAGCCUCUCAUUUCGCAUGCAGAUUCCCGAGGACAUUGAACAGUGGCCUGAAUUUGAAGUUGGGCAGGACUCCUACCACUGGCUGGAGCAGAUCUACGGUACCGUGUUGGCGUGCGGCAAUGGUCCUCGUCUACAAAACUACGGCAGUGUUCAGACGCGUCAGGGACGCCUUUUGGCAUUUCCCAAUGUCUUCCAGCAUCGCGUCUCUUCUUUCAAACUCAUCGACCCCACCAAACCCGGCCACCGUCGCUUCAUCGCUCUGUGGCUCGUUGAUCCUACAAAACGCAUCAUCUCAACUGCAAAUAUCCCGCCCCAGCAGAUGAGCUGGUACACAGAGUCCAUCUUCGGGCCCAGCGAAUCAGCCCAAGAAGGCGCGCUAGAAAAGCUGCCCUCAGAUAUCGUCGAGCUGCUUGUCGAGCUCGGUUGGCCUGGCCUCACUAACAACCGUGAAUGCCGGCUCCCAGAAGAACUCAUGGACUUUGUGCGCGCAUAUCUUAAACAAGACAAGUUUGCGCUGCCGAUGACUGUGCAGGAGGCGAAUGAGCAUCGCUUGAAGCUCAUGCGUGAGAGGAGUGCGUUUGUUAAGAAGAGUGAGGAAGGGUGGCAGAGGCAGACGUAUGAUUUUUGUGAGCAUUGAUGCUGGUGAGAUGAGUUAUGGGGGUAGAUUGGGUGGAUGACUGGGGUGUGAUGAGUCCGCUGUUUUUUUAAGGGGAGAAUGAGGUGUGUGAUACUUUUGAACAAUGGGAUGUGUAGAUUCACGGAACGAGGAUCGCGAACAGAUGAGGAGUAAUUUACACAUAACUGAGGUGCUAGCUAUGGGUGACCACCCGGUGACGCGCAAUGCAUGUCAGACUCGCAAAGGAAAUGCACAUCUCCAAAUAGGCCAUCCUAUCUCGCC
Messenger RNA from Bipolaris sorokiniana ND90Pr, 2753 nucleotides. RefSeq lists its product as uncharacterized. The coding region runs from base 375 to 2492 and encodes 705 amino acids. NCBI's taxonomy places the organism in Eukaryota, Fungi, Ascomycota, Dothideomycetes, Pleosporales, Pleosporaceae. The record is from RefSeq and is a predicted model, not a curated record. The transcript has 4 exons.